Loxodonta africana (African savanna elephant) is the source of this 12336-nucleotide messenger RNA. RefSeq names its product aldehyde dehydrogenase 5 family member A1 (gene ALDH5A1). Gene Ontology annotation, biological process: GABA catabolic process. NCBI's taxonomy places the organism in Eukaryota, Metazoa, Chordata, Mammalia, Proboscidea, Elephantidae. Bases 1 to 1608 code for a protein of 535 amino acids. Gene Ontology annotation, molecular function: succinate-semialdehyde dehydrogenase (NAD+) activity. The record is from RefSeq and is a predicted model, not a curated record. Gene Ontology annotation, cellular component: mitochondrion. The transcript has 10 exons.
AUGGCGACCUGCUUUCGGCUGCAGAGCUGCGGGGCCCAGCGCCUUUCGCAGGUGGCUUCCGUCCGCGGUCCCUGUCCCCGCGCCGGCCGUCUGGGGCUCUCUGUGCAGCCCAGGCCGGGCCCGGCCCCGCUCCGCGGCUAUGGCCGGGGCCCGGCGGGCCUCCCCGCGGCGGUGCUGCGCACCGACGGCUUCGUGGGCGGCCGCUGGCUUCAGGCCCCCGCCACCUUCCCCGUGCACGACCCGGCCAGCGGCGCUUCACUGGGCGAAGUGGCCGACUGCGGGGCGCCCGAAGCCCGCGCCGCUGUGCGCGCCGCCUACGAGGCUUUCUGCAGCUGGAGGGGAGUCUCGGCCAAGGAAAGGAGUUCAUUACUUCGGAAAUGGUAUGACUUAAUGAUAAAAAAUAAGGAUGACCUUGCCAAGAUAAUCACAGCCGAAAAUGGAAAGCCGCUGAAGGAGGCCCAGGGAGAAAUUCUCUAUUCCGCCCUUUUCCUAGAGUGGUUUUCGGAGGAAGCCCGCCGCAUAUAUGGAGACAUCAUCUAUACCCCAGCAAAAGAUAAGAGGAGCCUGGUCCUCAAGCAGCCUGUGGGCGUGGCUGCCGUCAUCACUCCAUGGAAUUUUCCCAGUGCCAUGAUUACCCGGAAGGUGGGGGCUGCCCUGGCAGCUGGCUGCACUGUAGUGGUGAAACCUGCUGAAGACACACCCCUCUCUGCCCUGGCCCUGGCUGAGCUUGCCCAGCAGGCCAGAAUUCCUCCAGGCGUCUACAAUGUUGUUCCCUGUUCGCGAAAAAAGGCCAAGGAAGUGGGAGAAGCUCUUUGUACUGAUCCGCUGGUAUCCAAAAUUUCCUUUACUGGCUCAACAGCUACUGGAAAGAUACUGUUGCACUAUGCUGCAGACUCUGUGAAAAGAGUCUCCAUGGAGCUUGGCGGCCAUGCGCCGUUCAUUGUAUUUGACAGUGCCAACGUGGACCGGGCCGUAGCAGGUGCCAUGGCAUCUAAAUUUAGGAACUCUGGACAGACCUGCGUUUGCUCAAACCGUUUCUUGGUGCAAAGGGGUAUCCAUGAUUCUUUCGUGAAAAAAUUUGCUGAAGCAAUUAAAAGAGACCUGCGUGUAGGCAAUGGAUUUGAGGAGGGAACUACUCAAGGCCCGUUAAUUAAUGAAAAAGCUGUAGAAAAGGUAGAGAAACACGUGAGUGACGCAGUUUCCAAAGGGGCCACCAUUGAGACAGGCGGCAGGCGACAUCAAUUUGGAAAAAAUUUCUUUGAGCCCACCCUGCUCAGCAACGUCACCCGGGACAUGCUUUGCUCUCAUGAGGAGACUUUUGGGCCUCUGGCACCCGUUAUCAAGUUCGACACAGAGGAGGAGGCUGUAGCAAUUGCUAACGCAGCUGAUGUUGGGUUAGCAGGUUAUUUUUACUCGCAAGACCCAGCCCAGAUCUGGCGAGUGGCAGAGCAGCUGGAAGUUGGCAUGGUUGGAGUUAACGAAGGAUUGAUUUCUACCGUGGAGUGCCCUUUUGGGGGGGUGAAGCAAUCUGGCCUUGGACGAGAAGGGUCAAAGUAUGGCAUUGAUGAGUAUUUAGAACUCAAAUAUGUGUGCUAUGGAGGCUUAUAGGAUCCUUCCAUUCUCUAAAGUAUACCAGUAAAAAAGGAAACUUACCUACGUAAGUGGGGACAUGCCAUCCAUUAUUUUAAAUAAACCGACAGGGUCUUCCUAGGUUAGCUGAUUGUAUGGAUGUUUUACAUUCAUCCGGUCCUCGUAAUCUCAAACAGAUGCACAUCACCCAACUAGGGACCAAUAUGUACUAUGUGGUAGUGGCCACAGACUCCAGGAGAGCCAGCAUUGAGUUUAUAGAGUGAAGUCCUGGGUCCGCCCAUAGCCCCUUCUUGCUCUAGAGCAGGGCUCAGCAUGAGGCAGGCAGCCCCUUCAGCCCUGUCACAAAGGCUUGGUUACUGACUUUGCGAUGACACAACCACCUCUCGUGGUUCUGGAGCAUGGACCCAGAGGGCAGUGUGGCAGAGCCUGAGUAUGACCAGUGGCCUGGUCAGGGGGCACAAUAUCCCCUUCUUUCCCUGGCAGUCAGCCAGCUCAGCCCUAAAGACUCAUUGUGUGUCCUGGGUUGUAACACUGAAGGUUGAAUUAAUCGAUUUUUUUUUUUUGCUGGAUGAAAUUUUUUUUUUUUUUUGUGGUAGAAGCAUAUGUAGCAAAACGUGCCAUUUCAACAUUUUUUUUACAUGUACGAUUCAGUGACAUUAAUUAUAUUCACCCUGUUGUGGAACCACCACCACUAUCUGUUGCCACAUUUUUCCGUUGCUUGAAUUAGCUGGUUUUUAAAGACUUCUGACAUCGCACAGAAUGGCCUGUGCUUCUCUGAAGAAUGGAGGAGCACCUCUUCCUGGACCGCUUUGUCAAUUGAUGCUUUAUCGUCCUGAAUUUACUGCUUAAAGAUUUUCAUUUCUGUUCUGUUGCAUUUCGUUUCCUUGAGGAAAUGAGCCGAAGUGUUAGGGGGAAAGAAUAGCAGAGGCAGCCUGUUAGGAUGGAAGGGCCAUAGUUGCUAGGCCUGGGUCCUUUAUUGAGCAGCUCUGUUACCUUGGACAUACCCUUCAACAUGCCUCCUGGCCGUGCUGUGAGCCUAAGAGAAAGUGAAAUUGCUUUAUAAAAAAAUGAAAAUGCAGUGUAAGUUAUCAUUAGGAGCACCCCAGCCCCCUUGUGCAUCGAGCAGUGGCAGUGACUUGGCCCAGGUGAGACCACCUGGCCACCCACCUGAGCCUGACUAAGUGGUUGUUGCGUGCAGCCUGUACUUUCUGUCCUCACACAGGGCUGCUCCUUCACCUCCAAAAAAGCAAAAGCACCACGGUAAUGUCAAGAGGGGGAAGAAUUUCCAUAAUGGCCUGUUCCUCUGCAGCAUGAACUUCAGGUACCUUUUACUUAAGAAGGAAAUGCUGGUGGCAUAGUGGUUAAGAGCUAUGGCUGCUAACCAAAGGGUCAGCAGUAUGAAUCCACCAGGUGCUCCUUGGAAACUCUAUGGGGCAGUUCUAUUCUGACCUAUAGGGUUGCUAUAAGUCAGAAUCGACUCAAUGGCAAUGGGUUUGGUUUUUUUGUUUUUUGUUUUUACCUAAGAAAGGAGCCCUGGUGGUGCUGUAGUGGUUAAAACCCUCAGCUGCUAACCAAAAAGUCUGCAGUUCGAACCCACCAGCCAGCCACUCUGCGGGAGAAAGAUGUGACGGUCUGCUUCCAUAAAGAUUUACAGCCUCGGAAACCCAGUGGGGCAGCUCUAUUCAGUCCUAUAGGGUCGCUAUGAGUCAGUGGGUUUGGUUUGGUUUUUACCUAAGAAGAGUUUUACAGUUAUCGCAGAAAGCCCCCAUGGCCUAUGCUGCUUCUCACCCUGAAAGAACUCUGAGUAAGAAAAUUGUGGACUUUCUGGGCACAUCUAGUGGCUGCUCUCCCAUCCGUCCUGACAUACUGAGGAAUAGGAAUGAAAGCCGUCUUUGGCUGGAACUGCAAAGAUGAAGCUCCUUCCCUUCCAUGCUGUCUGCAUGCAGGACCCACUGACAUUCAGUGGACUUUCUGGGGGGUGGGUGGACAAGGAAAACAUGAAAGAAAGUAGCGCUAGAUGCUGUUACUCUGGAAUCCCACCCAAUACUUAGCUGUGGUUGAAUAACUGAAGGGUCUGGAAAGUCCUUGUACACCUAGGAAUGGCUGCCAAUCCUGGAGCUGCUUCCCAUUUGACCUGGGUCACACUAGCCAUAUCCCAAGGCCCGAAGGAAAAGAAGGGAGCUGAAAUCAGCUUCUUAGUAACACUGCCCAAAAGUCCCUGGGUAGCACAAAUGGUUUGCAUUUGACUACUAACUGAAAGGUUGGCGGUUCAAACCCACCCACCAGCACUGUGAAACAAAGGACUAGCAAUCUGCUUCCAUAGAGAUUACAGCCAAGAAAACCCUGUGGAGCGGUUCUACUCUGUAACACAUGGGGUCGCUAUGAGUCAGAAUUGACUUGAUGGCAAUGGGAAACACUGCCCAAGCCCUGUCAAGAAUCAAAUACUCCGCAUGGUGACAGUUUCUAGUCUUUAUUUUGUAUAGUUUUUAGAGGUUUCAGGUUUUAUAUAACAUUCUAAUUACUAAUUACUCUGAGACUAAGGUGUGUUCAUUUUUUUUUUCCAUUAAGCAUAAAAAGGCUCUAACAUUGUUUUUAGAAGUCUGGAUACUGAUGGUGAAAUAUUUGAAGGAAUACUUUCAAAUAAACUUUUAACUUUGUAAGCCAGUGGAUUCUUUGAAAGGGUGGCAAAGUAUGAGUUUUCUUGUGUAUUUGGCUCACUGGGAACAUAAAUUGAGGGCCAGUGACUCAUUGUAAUAUUCUUAAUUAAUUUUGUCAUUAAAAUGAACAUUUUUUUCUUAUUUUUCAGUAUGUGUUUAUCGGCAUAUGUGUUUAUCGGCAGUUCAGAUCCACCAGGCGCUCCUUGGAAACCCUAUGGGGCAGUUCUACUCUGUCCUGUAGGGUCGCUAUGAGUCGGAAUCGACUCGACGGCACUAGGUCUGGGUUGGGAACCAUAUGUGAUGGAUAGGAUUUUUUUUUUUUUUAAUACGCUUUACACCAUGAAAUAGGAAAGGACCAAUAGAUCAAGGGUCGGCAAACUGGCCCACAGGCCAAAACUGGACGGCCACCUGUUUUUGUACAAUCCACAAACUAGGAAUGGUUUCUGUAUUUUCAAACGAUUAGAGAAAAAAAUCAAAAGAGUAAUAUUUCAUGACACAUGAAAAUGAUAUGAAACUUAGAUUUCAGUGUCUAUACAUAGUUUUAUUGGAACACAGCCAUGCCCAUUCAUUUAUGAUAUAUUGCUAUGGCUGUUUUCACGGCAGAGUUGAGUGGUUGCGGCAGAGACAAUCUGGCCUGCAAAACCUGAAACAGUCGCUAUUUAGCUUGUUACAGAAAAAAUGCACUGACCCCUGAUCUAAACCAAGAGGGAGAUAUUGAUCCUCCCACGUUUUUCACUGGCUGGGUAAAAGUACUUUUCUGGACAUUGCUACAGUGAGUUCUCAGCAAGAACUUCCCAGCAGUUAUCUCAUAACCCAAGUGGAAUUAGGCAGAUUGUGACAAGAGUCCACUGGCCUUGAAAGAGACUAUUUCAUACACUUCCUCCAUCUAUGCAGGGAUUCUCUCCUUCACAGAGCUGAUGAGGAUCUGAGAUCUCUCAUCAAUUUUGAGUGGCUUUUAAAUAUGAUUUUGUGUGAAGUGCUUUUUUCCUUUUUCCCUGUCUACCUUUAUUCUUAUGUGAUGGCUCAGUGAAAAUAAAGACCAGAAGCACAAUGUAGACAAAUCUAUUUUAUUGUUAGCGGACACUACUAACUUUAAAUUGUGCCAUGCGACAGCCUUCUCAGAAAGCUGGAUACCAGUGUUUCAAUGACUCAUGCAGAUAUUUUUAGACAGUAUUUUAAUUCAAUAAUAUUUAUGCUAUAAUUUUUUUUAUGCUGUAGUUUGUGGGAUAAAACUUGGGAAAAAGCAUAAUGAAAAAUGGAUAAUAAGCAUUUUGCUUUUCAAACGUGUGCAUAACUCAUUUUUCCAGCUUUUAAUAAUUGUGUGUCUGUAUCUGUGUCUUGUCAGCUGACAGAGUUGUGUGUGUAUGUAAUGAAUAAAUGUUGAAUUAACUUGACAGAAUAUCCUAUUUCUGCAUCAAGGUUUCUGGUUGUAGCUUUUUUUCUUGUCAGUUCACCAUUUGAGUUUUUAUUGGAUGUUAUUAGAACAGUUCAGACGUGUAUAAAUUGUACUCCCUCCCCAGAGAGUGUCUCGGGGCAGGGACCUUGCGUGUGAAAUUUUGUACCCCAGCAUGCAGAGGGGGGUCUGCCCUGUGGUUGGAACUUGUGUCACUUUCCUACAGGUGCUGUAAGAAUGUAGCACAAAGUGAGUGGCUUAAACCAACAGGAAUUUAUUGUCUCCCAGUUCUGGAGGCCAGAAGUCCAGUCUCAGGGCGUCAGUAGGGCUGUCUUAGUUAUCUAGAGCUGCUAUAACAGAAAUACUGCAAGCGGAUGGCUUUAGCCAUCAGAAAUUUAUUUUCUCUCAGUCUAGGAGGUGAGAAGUCCAAAUUCAGGAUGCCUACUCCAGGGGAAGGCUUUCUCUGUGUGUCAGCUCUGGGAGAAGGUCCUUAUUAUCAGUCUUCCCCUGGCCUAGGAGCUUCGGGUCCAAAUGGUGCACUCCACUCUACUUGCUUGGUGAUAAUGAGGUCCCUCUCCUCCCUUCUGUCUUUUAUAUCUCAAAAGAGACUGACUCAAAAUACAAUGUAAUCCUAUCGAUUGUGUCCUGCUUAUUAACGCAACUGCCUUUAAUGCUGUCUCAUGAACAUCACAGAGGUUAGGAUUUACAACACAUAGGAAAAUCACAUCAGGUCCCAAAAUGAUGGACAACCACACAAUCCUGGAAAUCGUGGCCUAGCCAAGUUGGUACACAUUCUGAGGGACACAAGUCAGUCUGUAACUUCAGCCUGGGAAAACUUUAAAGGAAGAGUUUUAUGCUAAAUCUGAGGCUGUGGCUCAGUUAUCUCAGAAGCCGUUUCUUUAAAUUCCCUUAAUAAUGGAAAAUCAUCAUUGUUGGAAUUAAAAAGACUUGGUUCAUUUACCUCAGAAAGCACAGUUUUGGUCUCUCAGUAAACCAAUCCAGGCUCUUAAAGGGUUGAGGAUGAUCUAGGAAGCCAUUAGUUUACAACAGCUUCACUCCCAUUACCAGCAUCUUUACCUCAGCAAGUGUUUGCCUCAUCAAAGUUGUUAGCGGAUUGGGUUAAAUAGCUUGGAAAGGAGGAAACUUGUUCCUUGAGGAAGAAACAUCUCCAAAAAUGGAUACAUACUGUGUUAUGGAGUGAAUUGUGUCCCCCCAAAAUAUCUGUCAACUUGGCUAGGUCAUGAUUCCUUUGUAUGAUUGUCUGCCAUUUUAUCUUAUGAUGGGAUUUCCCUAUGUGUUGUAAAUCUUAAUAUUACAAUAAGAUGGAUUAGCGGCAGUUACAUUGAUGAGGUCUACAAGAUUAGGGAGUGUCUUAAGCCAAUCUCUCUUGAGAUAUAAAAGAGAGAAGCAAGCAGACAGAUGUGGGGACCUCAUACCACUAAGAAAGCAGCAUAAGGAGCAGAGCACGUCCUUUGGACCUGAGGUUCCCGCACUGAGAUGCUCCCAGACCAAGGGAAGACUGAUGAGAAAGACAUUCCUCCAGAGCCGACAGAGAGAGAAAGCCUUCCCCUGGAGCUGAUGCUCUGAAUUUGGACUUGUAGCCUACUAGACAGAGAAUAAAUUUCUCUUUGUUAAAGCCAUUCACUUGCGGUAUUUGUUAUAGUACCACUAGAUGACCAAGACAAGACAUACUGUAUGAUUCAGUUUAUAUAAAACUCUAGAAAUUUCAAGCCAAUCUAGAAUGACAGCAGAUCAGUGAUUGCCUGGGACACUCAUACAAAAGGGCACAAGGAAACUUGGGGGUGAUACAUUUGUUCAUUAUCUUGAUUGUCAUGAUGGCUCCACGAGCAUACGCAUAGGUCAAAACUUAUCAAAUUGCAACGUUUAACUAUAUGCAGUUUGUUGUAUGUCAAUUAUACCUCAAUAUGCUGGUGGUUUUUUUUUUUUUUUUUAAGGCAACAAAGCCUCAGUUCCAAACCUUUCAGUCCAGUCCAGUAGCCCUUCCCAGUAAACCUCUGUUAGCUCCGUAACAUGGCUCUGAGGUUUUAAGAGAUCAAUAAAUAACACCCAAGACAGAAAAUGAUACUGGCACGGAGUGGGCUUCUUGGAUCAAGUAGACACGUGAGACUAUCUGGGCAGCUUCUGUCUGGAGGGGAGAUGUGAAGGCCGAGCAGGACAGAAGCUGGCUGAAUAGACACAGAAACACAGGGUGGAGGGAGGGAAUGUGCUGUCUCAUUAGGGGGAGAGCAACUAGGAGUAUAUAGCAAGGUGUAUACGUUUUGUAUGAGCGACUGACUUGAUGUGUAAAUUUUCACUUAAAGGACAAUAAAAAAAAAAAAAAAACACUCAACUCUUCCAGAGUUUGGAGCUGAGAAAUUGAUGCAGGAGUCAGACAGAUGGAAUGCAAAAGGUCAGCUUUAUUACUGAUUAGAAGUUAAUCAGGGGAUGUGGCUUACUUAGAUACACACUCCCCUGACUCUAAUUUUCCUCCUGAAACUGUAAGCCUUUCCCAGUAGGGGGCAGACUCUGCCCAUUCCUGGCAGGGAGGGAGCGGAAUUUGCCUUCUUUGCAGCCUUGGUGACCCAGCGCCUAAGCGUUUGGCUGCUAACUGAAAGGUCAGUGGUUCGAAUAUACCAGUCGCUCUUCAGGAGAAAGAUGUGGCAGUCUGCUUCCCUAAAGAUUUACAGCCUUGGAAACCCUAUGGGGCAGUCCUAUUCUGUCCUGUAGGGUCUCUAUGAGUCGGAAUCAACUCCAAGGCAACCGGUUUGUUUUUUGUUGGCAGCCAGAUUUAAACCCAGGAGCAGGAAGGCUGAGCUGAGCAAGGUAAGUUGCUCCCAAGCUCACCAAUCAGGCAGCAUCUUCCAUUCAUAGGGAGAAGGGAGUAAGGGGUGGGCGGAGUGGCCAGGGGUGCUACUCCAGGCUUCCAGAAAUUUCUGUAAAGGGCCAGAUAGGAAAUAUUUUAGGCUUUGUGGACAGUCUCAGUGGAAUCUAUUCAUCUCUGCUAUUGUAGGGCAAAAGCAAUUAUAGACAAUGUGUGUAUAAAAGAUCGAGCAGGGCUGUAAUUCCAAUAAAACUUUUAUUUAUGGGCACUUAAAUCUGAAUUUUAUGUAAGUUUUACAGGUCACAAAAUAGUCUUGAAUUUUUUCAACCAUAUGAAAAUGUAAAAAUCAUUCUUAGCUCGUGGAUGUUACAAAAACAGGCUGCCAGCCAGUUUGCUGAACCCUACUCAAGGAGGGAAGUGCAUAAAGGAAAAAGUACCCACCUCAUUACAGAAAAAACAGACACCUUAAUUUCGAUUAGCAUAUAUAUUUAAUACUGUUAUAUUAGGAAUGAUCCCGUCAACACAUGGAAAUAAUACAUUAAAAAAAAAUAAAACCAAGAUUUAAACCAAAGUCCACAAUAGCUUGGUCACACACACAAAAAGAAUGGUACUUCCCCUCCUCCCUGCCCACAAAACUGGCAUAGUUAACUUGUUAAGUGUUAAGUGUGCUGAAUAGGUUACUCUGAUUUUAAGGUUUUUCUUACCCACAAAAUGAAUCAUGAACCAUAAAAGCCUGACCCAAACUGCAAACGCCUGCCAGAAACUGCUCUACCAGUACCCAUUGCCACCAGCGGCUGGUGGAGUCGAACUGUUGACUUUUUGGUUAGCAGCCAAGCUCUUAACCACUGUGCCACCAGGGCUCCGAAACUCUACAGCAAUGUAAAUUGCCAGAAGUAACUUGUUAUCAAUUGACCUGAGUAAAGGGGGGAAGGCAGGGUUCAGUCAGUCACAUUAAGAUUAGCCAGUGGUUGAUUUCUAUUCUUCUCUCUCCUCGUUAUAAGCCUCAUUGUACCUAGUUUCUUCUAGCCAUUUGCUUUAUCUGGAAUCAAAAUGGUCUCCCUAUAUGCAUACAGAAUAACUGCUCAGAAUAAACCUUAUGUUCAAAUUUCAGUGUGUUUUGACAAGUGGUAAUUCUCUUACCUCAUUGCAUAUUUUUCUUCAGUUUCUUUAGUCGUAACUAUGCUUAACCUCAAUACUAUGGGAUCUAAACCAGUAACUGGGUCCCUACAAACACCCUCUCCCACAAUUUAGGGCCCAACUUUUCUCCUUCUACCCAAAGCUCUUAAAAAACCCAAACGCAUUGCCAACAAGUCAAUUCCAACUCAUAGGCUGUAAUCUUUACUGGAGCAAACUGCCACAUCUUUCUCCUCAGGGGCCAUGGUGCGUUUGAACUGCUGUGCUGACCUUUCGGUUAGCACCUGAGCACUUAACCACUGUGCCACCAGGGCUCCUUCCCAAAGCUCUUAGAACCCUUUAUCUUCCAAAGACCCUUAGUGAUAAGAGGCACAAGACAAAGAAUUCUGCCUGAGUCAUUCCUCCUCAUUAUCUGGCCCUCUCAAGAGGACAGGGCCCAUUUUCUGAUCACUAAUAUGAUGUUUACUUUUAAUUCACCAUAGAUUCAAGAGCCUUCUGUGGUGAGAGGGCAGGUAGGCCAGGCUGACAUGACCAGGGGCAGAGGAGGUGGAGAGGUAGAAGCUGCCCAUUGCAAAGCCACAGGGAGGGGCAGCACAGGAGAGACUAGGGAUGCUGUCUUCUGCUCUCUUAACACCCAAAAGGAAUUCCUCUUAGUGCUAGAAACACAACUUCUAGGUGGUCUGAAAGUUCCACCAGAAUUUACCCUCCAACAGUCAGAGCGGGGAGUUCUUUGUAUAGUAGUAGGGGAAAAAAUAUAGACUUUGCAGUUAAAGAAAUUUGCAUCCAAUUCCCAGACCCACCACUUACUGGCUGAGACCUUGGGCAAGUUACUUCACCUCUCUGGACCUUCAGAUUGUUAUCUGCAACCUGAGAAUACUGUCGUAACAUCUACUUUUCAAGGUCAAUUGUAGGGAUCGAUGGAGUAUGUAAAAUGUGUAUAUUAUAUAUAAUACAAGCACUUAACAAAUAUUCACUCCCUUCUUCAUCAUUAUAUUCCACUGAGUUCACAUUUGGGGUACUGCCCUCUAUGCCAGAAAUUUCCUGUUGUGCACAAAAAUAACACUUAUAAUCUGGUCACUGGCUAAGGCAGAUUUUAAAUUCAUGAAUCUACAUACAAAAAAGCAUCACAUUUUCCUUUAAACACAAUAGAAAGUAUCGAACACUAACUGGCUAGCUCUCCAGGAAGCAUAGGCAUAAGUCGAGAAAGUAAAAAAAUAAAAUUAUAUUCCUGUACUUAUAAUUUCUGCCAUUUGCUGGUAAAAUACAAUAAUUAAAUACAAGAUGGAACCAUGAGGACAAAUAUUAAAGAAGAUGACAAAAGCACAUGACAGCCUAAUUUUUUCCGACGGCCCCGGAGAAAUAUUUUCUCUGUCCCUCCUGCCCUGAUGGUUUACGUGUCUUACGUUCUCCUCUUAAUCAGCAGAGCAAUCCUAGUUUGCCCCAUGGGUUACAGAAGAGUUGUUCAACCAGAGACCCUUGAUACCACAGCACUGGUUUUAUCUGUGGUUGGCCGCACCUCUCAUUCUAGUCUUCCCACAAAGAAUGCCAAGUGCACCACCUAGGCCACUUUAUGGGCUGAUGGGGACCAACAACGAACCAUUUAACAAUAACAUAGAUUUACUCUGGCAAUGCUUUGUGGUUGGUGAUGGUUCAAUUUUUUUUUCAUAUGUUUAAAAGAGGAUUUAUUUAGUAAACAAUUAUUUGAGAAGAAAAACAUGAAUAAAUAAAUAUCUAUUGUUAAACAUAUGGGGUGUAUAUGGCCAGUUAUUAUGGAAGGUACCUGUAGGGGCCGGAAGUUAUCAUUAGCAUACCAUCCUAAUUAAGAGUGAUCGUAUUUCAGACUUACAGAACACAGAAAAGUUGCUGAAUCCAUAUUCAUAUCUCUGGCAGUUCAAAUGCAUAUCCUGUAGUACAGACUGAAUAAAUAACACGUCUUGUGUUCAAUGUAAACUGAGCCAAGAGAAGCUUUAGUGUACUUUAUUGUUUUUCUUGGAGAAAGAAAAGAUAAAGAAUGAUAAAAUGCUACAUUCAACUUUCAGCCUACAAAUCAUUAAACCCCACCUCACUUUCUAUUGGAGUCCCAAGGUAGGGCAAACAGUUCACCUGCUAGACUGCUAACCGAAAGGCUGGAAGGUCUAGUCCACCCAGAGAUACCUUGGAAAAAAGCCCUGGUGAUCUACUUCCAAAAAGCCAGCCACUGAAAACCCUGUGGAGCACAGUUCUCUGAUACAUGGGGUUGCCAUAAGUUGAAGUGUACUCCACGCCAAGUGGGUUUUUACCCCCUUUCUAUUGCUUCUGUCCUUAGAAUACAAUUCUUACUUAGCCCUUGAUCUUCAGAGAGAAAGCAGAGAAAUGGCGGGAAAAAACAGGAGGGCUUUGCUAUGUAUGGCUGUCCUAACGAGCACAGAAAACUUGUUGCACAAACCACUCUGGCCAUCUUCACAGAAGACUAACCAUACCUUUUAGAUAAGCCAUUCUAAUAUCCACAGCCAUCUGACUCUGCAGGUUCUACCAAAACCAUGUUUGCAAAGUCAUCCUUAAGGGAAGUCACAGACACAGAGAAAUCAGCUCUCUCUUAAUCUUUACUCAAGUUCUCCAACAUUCUCCAACAUUCAACGGAUGUUACCCUUCAUUUGAAUGUGGGCAAUAUAAUAUUGUGCCAGCUAUAAAAACACUCUCCCUGAUUUAUGACGUGUUCAAGUUAAGACAAAUUGCAAUUACGACCAUCCUUUUUUGUUUUU